Dipodomys ordii (Ord's kangaroo rat) is the source of this 1455-nucleotide messenger RNA. It is a transcript of the gene Tmem98, whose product is annotated as transmembrane protein 98. The record is from RefSeq and is a predicted model, not a curated record. The coding region runs from base 129 to 809 and encodes 226 amino acids. Lineage: Eukaryota; Metazoa; Chordata; Mammalia; Rodentia; Heteromyidae. Gene Ontology annotation, cellular component: endoplasmic reticulum. The transcript is spliced from 7 exons.
CCGGGCUGGACUUCGCCUUCGGCGGGGCCGCGGGGAGCCGCACCGGAGGUCUGUCCUGACCUGUGUUCUCUCAGGCUCUGGCCUGCGUGGAGGAUGUGAGUGGGGCUGAGUCAGGAGCCACUGGAAGCAUGGAGACUGUGGUGAUUGUCGCCAUAGGUGUGCUGGCCACCGUCUUCCUGGCCUCGUUUGCAGCCUUGGUGGUGGUUUGCAGGCAGCGCUAUUGUCAACCCCGAGAUCUGCUGCAGCGCUAUGAUUCCAAGCCCAUUGUGGACCUCAUCGGUGCCAUGGAGACCCAGUCUGAGCCCUCUGAGUUAGAACUGGAUGAUGUUGUUAUCACCAAUCCUCACAUCGAGGCCAUUUUGGAGAAUGAAGACUGGAUCGAGGAUGCUUCGGGUCUCAUGUCGCACUGCAUCGCUAUCUUGAAGAUUUGUCACACUCUGACAGAAAAACUCGUUGCCAUGACGAUGGGCUCAGGGGCUAAGAUGAAGACCUCAGCAAGUGUCAGCGACAUCAUUGUGGUGGCAAAGCGGAUCAGCCCCAGAGUGGACGAUGUCGUGAAGUCGAUGUACCCCCCACUGGACCCCAAGCUUCUGGAUGCAAGGACCACUGCCCUGCUCUUGUCUGUCAGUCAUCUGGUGCUGGUGACCAGGAAUGCCUGCCAUCUGACUGGGGGUCUUGAUUGGAUUGAUCAGUCACUGUCUGCUGCCGAGGAGCACCUAGAAGUCCUUCGAGAGGCAGCCCUGGCUUCGGAGCCAGAUAAAAGCCUCCCUAGCCCUGAAGGUUUCCUGCAGGAGCAGUCCGCCAUUUAGUCCUGUAGGCCAGCAGGGGGCCAUGAGGGCCAUCCUGCUUCUCUGCUGGGUGGCUCAGCUGUGCCUUCUUCUUCCUGUAGAGUUAGUUGUUUUCUGGGGCUCAGGAGUCCAGCCAUGUGUGCAGAGGGAAGCAGGGAGCUCUGGCUGUGUGUGCUUCUGUUGCAGUGGCAGAUGACGGCUGGAGUGUGGCAGCCUAAUACCAUGGUUAAGGAGAUGUUGCUCACUACCUGUACGGCAGCGUGAAAAACUGGCGGGCUGUCGGCUUGAUUUAACUCACCUAAUGUUUUCAAGAAAAUUCAGCUGCCCUCUUAAGAAUCAGAGGUUUCACAUGAAAAUCAAGAUUUGUGGCUUCUUUUGAACAAUCAGAGCUGUGACAGUUUGCACCAGCAUUUUCAGAGACAAUCAAAAUUUAAGAAGGAGAGGUCGCUUCUGUUAGACUCUUCUCCCACUGGCCUGGUUUGUUUUAUUUAUGUUAGUUUACCCUCCUGGUCCAUAAGGCAUCUUGAGUCCUCCUUCCCUUUAUAGGUCUGGAUUUGAAGCUCAGCAUUAUAAAGUUGAUUGUCACCCCCCUCCCUUUUUUAAUCAUUAUGCCUACAAUGUUACCUUGCUACCACUAAGUGAAUAGUAAAUUUAUACUUCUGUUUUC